AUGAGGCGGUCAAGUCUGCGACCACGACAGAUCGAUGUGCAUGCACGUAUGGCUAUCAUACGGGAGGAAAAAGAUCUGAACGCGGAUGAAGAAGGCGCUGCUGGAUCAUCCCAGCCUCAUGUGAUGUUCCAGCAGCUCGUAGCGAAUCUGGAAGCUCGUCAAAAGGCUGGAAGCCAAUCAAAACGUAAAAAGAAGGAUAUCCCAAUUCCUGUGAUACUAUCAGUAUCAUCUUAUGACGUUUCAGUCUCUGCUGACUUUGACGUACCUACGUCUUAUGUGAGGUUCCAAGCUCUUCCACGAGAUGAAAAUGCUGCAGGAUCUGAAACGUCAAAUUCUGAGUCACCAGAUGUUGAAGUGGAUUUGGAUUUAGAAGACAUGAGAUGGCUCCGUCGUCAUCCAAAAUACGGUGUAGACGGAGAUCCACGCUAUCAAGUGUCACAGGAACGCUUUGGGCAAAUGCUGGACGCCCUUGAGAAAGCAUCGGCAUUACUUAACCCCAAUGUGAUGACAUUGGCUGAGGCUGAGGAAGUGUUUGCCAGGAGACUGAAUAUGCACAAAACACCGCUCAAUCGCGUCACGUGUGACGUGUACGCGUACUGGGCAGCUAAGCGUCAAAAGUUACGUCGUCCUCUGCUGCGCCGUUUCUGGCCGCAGACGCCACUGAAUGACACGAACCCACACUCUGUCUUUCGACCGCGAGAAAAAGAGCGCUAUAAACUUCGUAAGCAUCGUAAGAACGACUUGGAAGGAUUCCGUAAGCUGCAGCAACUGCGUGUAGACUUUGAGCGCGUGCGACGUAUAUUGGAUUUAGUGCGACGGCGAGAACGAGCAAAAAGACUGCAGUUAGAUUUUUUGGAUGAAAUUCGACGACAGGCGGAACAUGAGCUCACAAAUCGUGGACCGAAUGCGGUGGUACGCAAGCCGGUGAUCCCUAUGGAUGGAGAACGUGAGCGUCACAAGAAGAAGAAAAAGAAAAAGAGAAAACAUCGUGAUGGCGAGAGUGACAGUUUCGAUGGCGAUGUGUUUGUAUCAGGAGAUUUAAAGAAUGGAGGUGAUGGUAAGACUGCAGCUACUGUGGUCGAAGGACCGCAAAUUGCACCAACCUUUAUGGAGUAUGACACAUCGGCAAACUUUGUGAUGGAGGACUCAACAGACACGGAUGGAUCUCCGCGGAAACUUAGCGGCCCAGUAUACCCGUCCUAUCCUCUGUCACCACCUCUGUUGAUGGCAGCGAUCUUCCAGCAACCACCCAAGUACAGAUGCCGCGGCCGUAUUGGCCGUGGUGGACGAUUGGUCAUGGAUCGAAUUCCAGUUCCUUCUUCUCGAUACUAUGGUCCUACAGAGACGAUCGCGCCUUCACUUCAAUCAAAUCCCUUAAUCGCCAGCGAGGCAGUGACAGGAUUAAGAACGCCUGAGAAUGGCGGAUCAAGGUUACCAAUUGCAAACGCUGAGGUUGAAGUUGCUGCCAAUCACGGAGCUAUUCUUGUUCAGGAAUUGUCCAUUCACCCUUUGAUGCACAAAAUUAAUGAGGUUACGUCAAAGCGAUUAGAUGAAAUCUAUGGCAUGAGCGACAGUGAAGACGAGUUUCUAGAGCCUCUAUCGUCUUCAGUGUACGAGACUUUGACAACACGAAAGACAACUAGUGGCGGAAAGGGUCUGCACAAUGCGCAUGCAGAGCCCGAUCGAAAGGUGAAAUUUACGCUAGAUGUGUAA
This is a messenger RNA of Peronospora farinosa, 1713 nucleotides long. NCBI's taxonomy places the organism in Eukaryota, Oomycota, Peronosporomycetes, Peronosporales, Peronosporaceae. The record is from the annotation of a GenBank genome assembly.